Molecule: messenger RNA, 1017 nt
Organism: Bolinopsis microptera
Lineage: Eukaryota; Metazoa; Ctenophora; Tentaculata; Lobata; Bolinopsidae
Product: medium-wave-sensitive opsin 1-like
Exons: 4
Coding region: 1-1017 (338 amino acids)
Biological process (GO): G protein-coupled receptor signaling pathway
Cellular component (GO): plasma membrane; neuron projection
Molecular function (GO): G protein-coupled receptor activity; peptide binding
Source: RefSeq, a predicted model, not a curated record
AUGUCUCAGACUGGUUGGUUACAAUUGUUAGGGCAGGCACAGGUCCGAGGGCCCAGUUAUAUCUCGGAGAGGUUCGAACAGUCCGUGUCGGAGUCGGCGGCCCUCUGUCUAAUCGGGGCGGUCCUUAUCAACCUGUGUGGGUCUGUCAACAACGUGGCCUUGCUGCCCAUAACCUUUGACAGGUGGUUCGUCCUCUCCUACCCAAUGAAAUACCGUCUGUUCAUGUCGUCACGACGCUGUAAACUCAUAAUUCUAGCCUCCUGGAUGCCCAACCUGUUGUUCCUGGUAGUGGAGCUGAUGACUGCGGGAGUGUCUGACGGAGUGUACGCUACCUCAUCAUACGUGAGGGGAAGGUGUGUGGUGCAGGGCCUGGUGGUGCUCGACCUCGUCAGGGUAAUAAUCUGCUGUGUACUGGUAACGACUGUAAUAUGUUUCCUGUAUGGUGCUAUGUGGUGGAAGAUAUGUACCACCUCCGUUCAAACAUUCCACAAACGGAAGCUAACCUCAAAACACAAGAAGUUCGGUAUCAUAUCCGGGGUGGUGGUCCUGACUUGUGCGCUAUCCUGGAUCCCCAGCACUUUCCUAUACUUCUCUCAUCUCUACCAAUCCAAGAUAACAGCGUAUUUCGCUGUUCUGGGUCUACAUUACAUGAUAACAGUUACCAACCCCAUCGUGUACAUACUGGGAACUCAGGGAAACGUAGGACAAGCCCUGGUCAGUACUCCGGUUCAGUAUAGACGCAAAAUAUCCAGACCUAGCAUGUACAACAGUGAAACUGUACACAGAAACUGUGUGGCGGGAACAGUGACUAUAACAGACAGUAUUCAUAAACCCCCUAUAGUGGGCACUAAACGUCCCAUCCCAGUUUUCACUUCUCAUAGUUACCCGGGCUACAGUGGAGGUGGGACUCUUCCCCGGUUUAAUAGCCAGUCCGGCACUAGUCUGGAACUUAUUAGCGAGGCUGAUUAUAGAUCUACGGAUUGUCUGGCUGAAUCGCUGGAUGAAUCGCAUAACUGA